AUGGAGAUGGGCUUCAAAACCUCCAGCCAAGUGAAGCUGGUUGGUGGCGCAGUUCCCUCUCUUCAUGCAGCCUGUCUGUCUGCUAACGGCGCUAAUGUUGCUAGUCCUGCUAAUCAGAGAAGAAGCACAUCUGCAGCUGAUAAGCGUUGGCUCUCUACAAUUCUGAGAGACAAUAAUCCGGCAGUAAGUGAAGCUGCAUCUGGACCACACACUGCUCCUGACCAGGAGCAAGAGGCCCAUACUUCUUUUGAUCCUCUGCCGCACACUGUAGAUCGGAUCUUGCAGUGUAACGUUACACCAUCACACCAAUCAUCAGCUGUUCAGGUUCAACCAAAAAUGACAAGUGUGGGUACUCAAACAGAAGACUACAACCCUCUAACAUCAACACCGCUGAAGCGGAUUUUGGAUGACACCGAUGACCAAUCGUCAGACUUCAACCAACAGUGUGAUAGUUCUUGGUGCAUAGAGGAUGAUGAAGACAUUGAAAGUGAGAUGUCUGAAAUGGAGGACUCUCAAGAAGCACAACAAGAGGAUGACAGAGAACUCCAAGUACCCCAGAUUCCGCAAAGGCGAUUGGGUAAUCCGUCCGAUCAAGGAGAGUCCUUCAUACGACUAUGCUGUAGCUCUCAUGGUGUCCCUCCAACAAACCUACAGCAGGUCUCCAUCUAG
This is a messenger RNA of Knipowitschia caucasica, 669 nucleotides long. The record is from the annotation of a GenBank genome assembly. Lineage: Eukaryota; Metazoa; Chordata; Actinopteri; Gobiiformes; Gobiidae.